UUUUAUUGUUGAUUGGACGGAUCAUUUUGCUCCACGUCAAUCUCCCCUGCGUCCCUAUAAUUAUAUGCAGUGAGCCUCACUUCAUCUCCCUCUCUUUCUCUUCGACGCCUAUAUUUCGAUCAUCAAUUGAACCAGUGUCGUCUUGGUAUAACAACUUAAUUUCAAUGGAUUACAGGGUUGAUGGCAAUGUUAAUGGUGAUAUGGUGGGUAAUUCUGUUGAGAUGCAUAGUCAAGUAGGUGAUGGAGAUGACAUUGGUGGAAAUUCUGUUGACGUAACUUUUCACCAGGAUCAAGACAAUAAAAUGGAUCCUGAUUCUGUGGUAUUGGAUACAAUUCCACAGGGAGUACCAACUGUGUCAUUGACUUCGUCAGACGAGCCCUAUGUGGGACAGGAGUUUGAAUCUGAAGCUGCUGCACAUUCAUUUUAUAAUAGCUAUGCUACCCGUGUAGGAUUCGUCAUCCGUGUAAGUAAACUUUCUCGAUCAAGGCGUGAUGGAUCAGCUAUCGGUCGGGCACUUGUGUGUAACAAAGAAGGUUACAGAAUGCCUGACAAGCGUGAAAAGAUUGUAAGGCAAAGAGCAGAGACAAGGGUUGGUUGCAGGGCAAUGAUUUUGGUGAGGAAAGUGAGUUCAGGUAAAUGGGUUGUUACGAAGUUUGUGAAGGAGCACACUCAUCCCUUGACACCUGGCAAAGGUCGAAAAGAUUGCAUUUACGAGCAAUACCCGAAUGAACAUGACAAAAUUCGGGAGCUAUCACAACAGCUAGCGAUUGAGAAAAAAAGGGCGGCAACCUAUAAAAGGCACCUGGAAAUGAUUUUUGAGCAGAUAGAGGAGCACAACGAGAGUUUGUCAAAGAAAAUCCAACACAUAGUUGAUAGUGUAAAGGAGAUAGAAGACAAAGAGCAGAGUACUUUAUAGUUUCAGCAAUCUUCACUCUGUUUUGUUCAAAUACAAUCCAAUCUGGUACACAGAAUGCUGUGCAACAGUCAGUACUUACUUUUCUUUUGUCUUUCUAGGAAUUCAGGUAGUCCCCCAUUUCCUUAGAAAUGUUUGAGAGGCAUUUAUAGGACUUGUAUAAUUAUGCUCCAUUUGUUCGGAGCUUAUCAUGUACAUUCAUUUCGAGCCCAUCGUUUGCCUUCUGUGUCGAUGGCACUGAGACUCUUGGGCAUCAAGAAUUUCCCAGAAGGUUAAAAUUAUUUUAUUGCCCUCUCAUGUCCAUUUGGUGAAGGUUUGAUAUUUAUAGCAUUCACAGGAUUGUAUCUCA
Molecule: messenger RNA, 1263 nt
Organism: Mangifera indica (mango)
Lineage: Eukaryota; Viridiplantae; Streptophyta; Magnoliopsida; Sapindales; Anacardiaceae
Product: protein FAR1-RELATED SEQUENCE 5-like
Exons: 3
Coding region: 165-917 (250 amino acids)
Source: RefSeq, a predicted model, not a curated record